AUGUCGAAGUGUCGUUCAAGCUAUGCCUCACCAUCUCAAUCAUCUCAAUCCCCGUAUUCGCUAUGUCGAGGCCAACAAAUCUCAGAUUCUGUAACUCCUUCCGACAUCUCAGAUGAUACAUCUGACUCCUCGGAAGUGUAUAAUAUGUACAUACGCCGCUACCCAAAUGAACCAUUUGACGCUUACAUGGACUCAAUGCCGGAGACUUCAGAGGAAGCAUCUUACCUGCUCGAGAUGGCACGAGCUGAUCUCGAAGUUCGACGUCUCGAGAAGGACCUUGCUGAGCGGCUUCUUCAUCAAUUUCGCAUGCGCAAACACCACCUACGACUUCGAGCGAAGAGGGCAAAGAGAAAUUUUGGAGAUGCGGAAGCUAAUGUAGGGCGCACACGCGCUCUCGUGGUGAGGUGCGGGUUUGUCUGCUCAGAGCGGUCACUUUGGUCUCCUCGUCCAAAAUCCACCAUCAAGUCAUGUAAGCGAAUUCGUUCUUAA
Messenger RNA from Suillus subalutaceus, 489 nucleotides. RefSeq lists its product as uncharacterized. Lineage: Eukaryota; Fungi; Basidiomycota; Agaricomycetes; Boletales; Suillaceae. The transcript is spliced from 2 exons. The record is from RefSeq and is a predicted model, not a curated record. Bases 1 to 489 code for a protein of 162 amino acids.